Molecule: messenger RNA, 669 nt
Organism: Pediculus humanus corporis (human body louse)
Lineage: Eukaryota; Metazoa; Arthropoda; Insecta; Psocodea; Pediculidae
Exons: 3
Coding region: 1-669 (222 amino acids)
Cellular component (GO): Golgi membrane
Molecular function (GO): GTPase activity; GTP binding
Source: RefSeq, a predicted model, not a curated record
AUGGUAGAAUCUCUUUUCGAUUAUCAAUUUCGUUUAAUAUUAAUCGGAGAUAGUACUGUUGGAAAAAGUUCUUUGUUAAAAUAUUUUACGGAUGGGAAAUUUGCUGAAGUGACAAGUAGUGUUUCAGAUCCUACUGUUGGUGUAGAUUUUUUUGCCAGGCUAAUUGUUUUAGAUGAUGGUACUAAAAUAAAACUUCAAUUAUGGGAUACAGCAGGACAGGAAAGAUUUCGUUCGAUAACAAAAUCAUAUUACAGAAAUUCAGUUGGGGCCCUUCUCAUAUACGAUAUAUGUAACAAAGCAAGUUUUGAUCACAUACCUAUUUGGAUGAAUGAAGCAAAAAGACAUAUUGAUCCUCACAGGCCAGCAUUUGUUCUUGUCGGUUGUAAAAUGGAUUUAGCCAAUUUAACAGGGUGCCGAGCUGUUGAUUUAAAUGAAGCCAAGGCAUUUGCCAAAUUACACAAUAUUCCACAUAUUGAAACAUCAGCAAAAAGCGGGACAAAUGUUGAAGAAGCAUUUAAAGCUAUAACGCAAGAAGUUUAUAAUAGGGUUAAAUCGGGGGAGUAUACAAUCGAAGAGGGUUGGGAUGGUAUAAAAACUGGAUUCGCAGGACCUGAUGGACUUGAUUUUAAUUAUAUCGAAGGGGAACCAGCUAAAUCAUCAUGUUGUUAG